This is a messenger RNA of Phyllopteryx taeniolatus (common seadragon), 2249 nucleotides long. Its product is annotated as zinc finger protein 79-like. Gene Ontology annotation, molecular function: DNA-binding transcription factor activity; RNA polymerase II cis-regulatory region sequence-specific DNA binding. NCBI's taxonomy places the organism in Eukaryota, Metazoa, Chordata, Actinopteri, Syngnathiformes, Syngnathidae. The coding region runs from base 106 to 1002 and encodes 298 amino acids. Gene Ontology annotation, biological process: regulation of transcription by RNA polymerase II. The record is from RefSeq and is a predicted model, not a curated record. The transcript is spliced from 2 exons.
GUCAAGCCGCCGUUCGUGGCGCAAAAGCCGGAAGUUAGCUUCCAGUUUGACUGCGAGUGAGAAAGCGAGCUCGCAGCCAAGUGAAAUCGAGCGAAAAACGUGAAAAUGUUGAAAGAUUUGGUGAGGGAGCGCCUAAUUGCGGUCGCCGACGAAAUCUUUGAACUUUUCGAGCGAACGAUCGCGUCGUACGAGGAGCAACUUUGUCGCGCGCGAGAGGAGAACGAGCGACACCGACGACGACUGGAAGCUUUUUCCAUCAACACUCCAAAAGAAGCCCCGCCCCGGCCGCGGGGGCCGCCCGCCCGCGUCAAACGAGAGGAGGACGAGGACGCCGGCAAGUUGCCGCCGACCGCCGACGAAGACGCGGCGCCCCGGUCGUCCCGGCUCCGUCGUCCCCGCGGAGGCCCCGCCCCACCGCCGGACGCCCUCUUAGCGCCGCUGUCCGACAGCGACGACGGACAAACGGCGCCCAACGGCGACGCCGACCGAGGCGCCGACGGGAACGCGCGGCGGACGGGAACGCGCGGCGCCCCGAGCCGGCCCGGCUCGUUCACGUGCGGCGUGUGCGCCAAGAGCUUCACGUACAAGUGCAACCUGAACACGCACAUGCGCACGCACAACGCAGAGAAACCCUUCGUCUGCUCCGUGUGCGGCAAGCGCUUCUCGCAGAAGGUGCACAUGCUGUCGCACAUGCGCACGCACACGGGAGAGAAGCCGUUCACGUGCUCGCUGUGCGGCGUCAGCUACCCGUACAAGCUGAGCUUGACCGUGCACAUGCGCACGCACACGGGGGAGAAACCCUUCUUCUGCUCCGUGUGCGGCAAGCGCUUCUCGCUCAAGUCCACCAUGGUGUCGCACACCAGGAUACACACGGGGGAGAAACCCUUUCGCUGCGCCGUGUGCGGGAACAGCUUCUCCCGGAAGUCGUCGAUGGUUUCGCACAUGAGGACGCACACGGGAGAGAAACCUUUCGCCUGCUCCGAUGAGGCUUUGAGGCAAUGAAGCGCCUUGGCGCCGUCACGUCACGUCACGUCACGUCACGCACGCACGCAGACUUCCGGCUGGCAAUUUCUGCCAGUCAAACUCGACCGAGCAUGUCAGACAAUAUCAAAACUGGCCUCAUGCUGUCAACGAACGAAGUUUUAGCUUUAGUCAAAUGUAACAGUUCUUGUGCGAAGAAAAAAAACAUUUUUAACUUGUUUUUGACUGUAGUGUCAGCUGAAACUGUCACGAAAGACAACUUCUCUUUAGCCCCUCCCCAACAAAAAAAAUACAAAAAUAAAAUAUAAAAAAAGUAUUUCUUUGAGUACCAGAAAUCAGAAAUGUAUCAUGAAAAGAAAACCUGAUGAAUGCUCAAGAUUGUUUUCGUUUUAGUAGCUUGAAUGUGGGAAGUGAUGUUCCGCGAGGUCGACGGCUUGAAUUGGAAUUUAGAGCUCCAGCCUUUUCAUGCCGCACGCACUCAAAGUCACAGAUACUACAGUGUAGAACGUGAGCAUGGUGAGCCCAAGUGUAACAAAAGCAGUAUUUGCACCUCACAUGCAUAUUUCGCCUUGCUAUUGUUGUUUAGUAUCACAAAAUCUUUGCAAAUGUCCCCAUUGUGGGAUUAAUAAAGGUCAUCUUACCUUAAAUACAUUUUUUAUGGCAUUUCUUGAAUAAUUGUUGGGACGAUGAGAAGAAUAAUCGCCUCUAAAAAUGUUCGCUAGCCCCAUCUACUCCCUCGUGUAAGAACAGUAAAUUUUCCGAUCGUUUGUAUGAUAUUUUUUUUUUGGGCUAUCAUAUGAGAAGAGGCGGGUCUUGAGGUUAUCACGCAAAUGUACAACGUUUCCAUAACUCUUGCGCAACGGCCCCAAAAACUUGGGGUUCACUCGAGGUCACGGUCGUCAAGCGACGCGGCCUGCUCGUUCCAAACUUCUUGAUGAAAGUUUCAUCAAGCGUCAUCGAUUGUCGUAUUUCUUCCCUCGCAAAAGGACGUUUGGCCGCUUCUGUCUCAAAUGAGUGUCGGCCCGACCGACCGAACGACCCUUCUGGAUUUUUGGAGGCCGAUUAUGACGCUAAUGGUCCUGUGAAGAAAAAGCCAACAUGAAGUCGUUCUGUCACGUUUGGUCACAGACGACGGGUGAGUACUUGUUUUUCUUUUUCUUUUUCUUUUUGAGGAACAGUGCUCAACUUAUUUGGACACUUGCAUGGCCGGCGGCUCGCAAUUGUGUUGCUGGGUUGCAGAUCCAAAUAUUUGUGUGUCCAGUGUGAAA